This is a messenger RNA of Podospora pseudopauciseta, 4591 nucleotides long. RefSeq lists its product as uncharacterized. Bases 280 to 2562 code for a protein of 760 amino acids. The transcript has 3 exons. NCBI's taxonomy places the organism in Eukaryota, Fungi, Ascomycota, Sordariomycetes, Sordariales, Podosporaceae. The record is from RefSeq and is a predicted model, not a curated record.
CUCUUCUCACAUCGUCGACCCGAGCCAUAGCUAUCUUCAACAGCAAAGCCACGCAAGUUAAUACACACCCUAGCUACUUCGUCCGCCGAAAGUCGCCCGGUGUGAACUCAUUCCAACAGCCAGCGCAUCACUUACGACAGGAUGACCCCAAAUAAAACAAACAUGACCAAUUGGCUUUCAGCGACGAGCCCCUUGAAUCCUUUCUCAUGCACGAUGGGGGCCAAGCCGCCAACUUCACUCUCAGAUCCAUUCCCUAAAUAGAGACGACAUGUGCCUGGAAUGAGAGUCUCUUGCAACAUAUCCUCUCCUCAGUUUCUGACGAUAUCCAGUAUGCCGCCUCCUUCAUCAGAAAGCGAAGAUGACACCAGCCAACAUGUCUCCAGUAGCAAGGGACAGUCUGGCCCGACAGUCAUGUAUGCCGCAGCGCCAGAUACGCCAGGAAUACCAUCAGACAACUCCCCAUCCAUCUCUGAUCUCUUUCGCGAGAUGCAAGAGACCAACCGGCUUCUCAAGCUCAUGUUGGCCGCUCACAAGCCGGAUGUGCCCUCAUCGCCGGUUUCUCAACUGUCAAGAGAGACCACCUCCAACAGUGACCCGGAUCUGGUCAAGAUGAAAGUUCGAGAGUUGGUCCGUGACAUUGCGCACCAGUCAUUCAGUCCCGCGGACCCCUCGAACAUCAAGAGAUUCAUUCGCAGCUUCAUCGAAGAACGCAUCUCACACAAGCCAAGGGAAGGCCACCAAGGAGAGUAUGGCCCCGGUGCAUACGUCCCCAUUUUUGUAUCAUUACGAGACAACCACUCCGGGCCGCUCGCAGAGAUAUACUGGAACUGGGAAAGACCGAACAAGUUGGACCCCGUUCACCGAGUCCUCAUGGACGCAUCUCAGGUCUCUAAUGUCACCAAGCAAUGGGGUUCAAGGUUCGAUCUCGAUGCUUUGACCUUUUCUCACUCUCGUGAGACAGGAUGGAUCAUCGGCAAGAGUCCUGCCCUAGAGGGAGCCAUCAUUGGAUGUCCACUGUUUUACUCUGGCCAAGGGCCAGCACAGAAGCUGGUGACGGCGAGGUCCGUCUUUGACAAGGACUGGAAGCCCAUCGCCUCAGCAAUGGCAGCCCCUGAUCACUUGACCAGCCCCGGCUCGCUGUGGCAUUGCACUGCUCCUUUGCUCGACGGCGGUUUGAUGGCUCUUGACCGCCUCGCACUCAUAACCGCCGUGGUGUUGAACAAACCCAACACCGAGACCGGCAUCGCCCACCGCUUUCUUCACGAGUUUUGUGCCGGAUGGAAACCUCUUUACCUACGUGGCAAUCGCAUGAGUCACACCGGGUGGUCAGGAAACUCGGACACCACUUACCAACACACCAUCCGCUGUUUCUCCCCCGCCAGCAGGUCUGAUAAGGUCAAUUUUGGCUUGAGGCCUCAUGCGAAAUGUGUCAGACAAUCCGGCCAGUUCCCCUCUCACCUUGCAAGCUCAUCCUCUUCCUUCACCGAACGGAGAAUGAGUCUUCUGUGCCACUGGGACUACACUUAUCCCCCCCAUGGGUUCCGUAUUGUUGCCUUGACCGAUGCUAUGACCAUGAAACAAGAUGGUGAUAUUAAUGUGUCAAAUGACUUGUUUACCGACUGGGGAGAUAGACACUUUGCUGUUGAGGGGCUGAAUGCUGGCUAUCAUUUGCUCCAAAGCAGCAUCCACCGUCUGCUCAUGUUUUGGGAAACCGAGUGGGGCCACUGUUUGGACGCAUUGGAGAGCAACGUCAACACUUCUCUCCUCGACAUUCUCGACGAUGAGACCAGCUCCCGCCUCAUGUUUGACACUUCCUUUGAACGCUCCAGAGUGUACUUCAAGACACUGCAGAUGCUUCGCAUCUUCGCCGACGCCAUUCGGGAAACUGGCCGCGAUUUGCAAGAGAUGGACCCCGAGAAGCUGAUCCAAGGGAGUUUCCGGCGCGCUGGACACGAUGUCCAAGCUUUCUUGAAACAGGACCCGCUCAAGGACAAGGCGCUCUGGAACAACUGGAAGAUUCUGUUCGACUUUCAGCAGCAAACUGAAGAAAAGCUGUUGCGAAGAAUUGCUGAAAAGACGGAGGAGAUUACCAGUUUGAGAGACGGGGUGAGUGGUGGUGAUUGGAGCAACUUGGUAGACGAACCUGUGCUAACGGUGCUGCAGCUGUUCAACGCAACCUCUCUCCGGGAAGCCUCGCGGGCGACUACAAUGAACCGAUAUGUCAUUGUUUUCACCAUCAUGACUGUUUUGUACCUACCCCCUAGCUUCACCUCUGCCCUGUUUGGCACCCCACUCUUCGAAGCCGAGUCUCAAGAGGAAACCGUGGAGCGAUUCAAGACAUCAACCAUCAUCGUGUGCGUCAUCACCUAUGUUCUCGCCAUUUCCCUCAUUUGGCUAGCCGACAAAUGGGACAUUGCCGGUGUUGUGUACCAUGACCUACGCACACUGUGGCGGGGCACCACGGACCGGCUGAGACGCAGGGGACCUGAUGGGUGGAGCUUGAGGUCAAAAUCACGGAACUCGAGUUCUGAUGCGUUGGUGGAAGGCAAGCAAGCUGUGUAGCCUCUGUCUAAGUGGUGCUGUACUUGGCCCAGACCUUCUCAUCGUACUCGUCCAUCCACUUGACAUACUCUGGCCCCGCGGCAGCCCACCCCUUAAUCCCACCCCCCAGAGCAAGACUCUGCAUCUCGGUGUCGUUUUGGGACGAGAUAUAGUCCGCCAGCCAACUGGCUGCUCUGCUCCCUCUACCUGUCGAUGAGCCUGUCCAUAGCGUUCAGCAAUCUGGGGGGACAUUUCAAAGGCAGAGCAACCUCGUGAAGGCUUACCACAAUAAAAGAUGACCUUUUUAAGCCCGGCAGCCUUGAGGGUGGAGUACACCGUUGGCAGAGUCGGAUAGAGGCUUUGAGCAGGGAGGUUGAUGGAGCCGCGGAUUGUACCGCCCUUGUUUAUCUCAGCGUCGUGAUCUCAUACGACGAAAAAGGAUGCAAAUGGGAAACACCUACCUCAAAGUCGUUUCUUCUCAGGUCAACCAGCACGGUAUCUUUUCUCCCGUUGGCGAGAAUGGACAGGACCUCGUCACGGGGGAUGAAGACGGUUUGAGAAGAGGGGGCGGGGUAGGCGGCGUGCCAGGGUGCUGGGACAGGAGUGUCUGUGGACAUUUUGCGGAGGGAGUAGGUGUGCAAUUGGUGAGGUCGGAUUGUCCUGGAUUUUGGAAAGCUGCGUACCGAACGAAGAGAUGUUGAUAUAAGGAACCUGUUCAUUGCAAUCGUUGCAAGAGUUGACGAGAGAACCUCGUCCGGCAAUGAUGCCGGAUCAUGCAUGGCGGGGCAAUGGGAAGAAGGAAUGUCACUGGCGACUUGUGAUUGGUUGGGAACGAACAAACUCCCCGAACCCACCUCUUGUCAGUGCUGCCGGGUCCAUAACAAGGGGGUCGAAAGGGGGUCCAAUAACAUGUUCAAAAUACGGGUCACGAAAGGUAUCACAGAUGAUUGUCAUGAUGCACAGGUAACAAACGUCAAAAACUUUAUGGGAUUAUACUUUCACAAUUAUGUAGGCAAGGUAAGCACUCAACGGCCACGGAAAAGACAAGACACGCCCCUCCUCAUCAGCCCCUGAUUUCAAGGCCUAGAAGGCAUCCCCCUCCCCCACCGUCCCAAAACCUCCCCAAUCUCCCCCUCCCUCCUCCGAAUCCUCUCAUUCUCCCUAUCCACCAGCUCCAGCAGCCUCAGCGUCAAGCUCUCCCAAUACCACAAGCUCCCCUCCAGCCCUCUCAGCGUCCUGAUCCUCCUAAGCGAAGUAUCAAACGCCUUCCCCCUCGCCAACCACUCCUUUGGGUCCAAACCCAAAAGCGUGUUCCACAGAAACGUCGCAGCGGCGUACCGCUCACAGAUGGCGUCCCCAAAGCGUUUAAGCUCGACAGACAGGGCUUGGUUGGCGGGAACGAGGUCAGCGCGGAUGAGGGCUUUGGCUGCUAGCAACCAGCCUUCGUGCGUGGUGGCGAGACGGGCUUUGCAGUCCCGCAGCCGCUCGAUGGCGUCGUCGAGGGGGAUGAGGUUGUCGUCGCUCCGGACGAGGGGGUUGGAGGGUGAUUCUUGGAAUUCGGGGAUGGGUGGUAACCUGCUGGGGUGCCCUUGCCGGGAGGUUGCCUCACGGAGUUGGGAUUGGGUGGUGGAAAAGAGGCGGAUUUCCUCUUCUUGGAUGGGGCGGAGGGAGGAAGAGGAGCGGCGGUUGUUAUUGGUGCUGCUGCUGCCCCGAGUUGCGGGGGGCCGCCGUGUGUGAACCUGGCUGGCGGAUUCGCUUGGGGUGACGGAGCAGGGCCGGGAUGCUACGAGGUCCAACCAGUCUAUAUCAUCGUUAUUAUUUGGCUCCAUUUUGAAGAGUGAAUGGAUGAAAAGCUUACCAAUGGUGAGGAUGACGUGUUGAAUGUUGUUCUUAGUGCUUUCUGCCUCCGUCUUACUUGUUGUGAGAGAAAGGCUUUUGUGAGGAUGAAGGGAAUCUAAGAGAAGAUGCCAAUGGGAGCAAAAGCCCGUCUUUAAUGCUUACAGCUUGAGGGUCAGAAACCUAUUCUUGUCCCAACAAAGGCAUUGUCGAC